AUGUUGCGUUUCAAAAGUCAAUCAACAUUUGCUGUGCUGGUGUCUCAUUCAUCAACGCCAAUGCAAUGGAUUAUUCCAAAGACUUUGAACAAUCAUUAUCAAUUAGCGUAUGGGCAAUGCUAUUUUCAUAAAGGAAUAAGCUCCUCUUCCAUUCCAUCGAAUCAUCAUCCCGAUGAAAAUAUAGUUACUGAAAUCCAUCCGCAAGGUGCAGCUCAAUUUUUCUCAUGCUAUUCUUCAGCUCAAUUUGCAAUACCUACCACUCACACUCAUAAACCUAAAUGGAUUCAAGUUCCACAAUUAUUGAAAUCAUGCAAAUAUGUGUUAGAUAAUGAGAUUAAAACUCCACAACAAAUUCCAAUUGAAAUUGUAAAACAAGUACACGACCAUGAAUAUGUUGAAAGGUUUUUGAAUGGUACAAUUACACACAAGGAAAUGAAACGAUGGGGAUUUGAAAGUGGAUGGAAUGAGCAAGUAAGAAAUCGAGUUUUGCAUACAAUUGGAGCUACUUUGUGUGCAACACAAGACGCACUUUUUCACAAUUAUUCGAGAAGAUCAAGCAAUUUAGCUGGUGGAGGACACCACGCUUUUCAUUCCAAAGGUGGAGGAUACUGCAUUUGGAAUGACAUUAUUAUUGCAGGACAGUAUUUGAUUAACUCUGGUUUUUGUACCAAUGGCAGGAAGUAUUUGGUCAUUGAUCUCGAUGUUCAUCAAGGUGAUGGAACAGCCCGUCUUGCACGUGACUUACAUGAAGGCAAGUCGUUUACAUUUUCAAUGCAUUGCAAACACAAUUUUCCUGAGCAUAAGGAAAAGAGCGAUUGGGAUAUUGAGCUUGAGAAUGGUAUGAAGGAUGAUCAAUAUUUGAAAAUACUUGAAAAAUGUCUGUUCACACUCGAGCAAGAAUUUAAAGAAAAAAUUGACUUUAUUUUCUAUCAAUCAGGAGUUGAUGUAUUGGAAGGAGAUAGACUGGGACUAUUAUGUUUGUCACCUGCUGGCGUUUUACGACGCGAUCAAAUGGUAGUAGAAUUUGCAGAGCGAAUGGCCCAGCACGAUCCAAAGUUUAAUAGAAGCCAUGGUCUGCACAUGAAUGGAAUUCCGUUGAUAUCCAUGAUGGGAGGAGGAUAUAUACGGUCAGAGAAUGGAAACCCUUUGGAACGAGUUGCACAAGCACAUGCAGAGACUGUAAACACACUCAGAAAUCACUGGAAAUCCAAUCAAAAUGCAAGGUCCAGGUUUAUUUUACCUCUUCAACAACAAGUGAAUUAUGAGAGGACUGGCAGAUGGAGGCAAGAGAUGGAUGAUAGGCCACAAGUGUAUUGA
Molecule: messenger RNA, 1317 nt
Organism: Naegleria lovaniensis
Lineage: Eukaryota; Heterolobosea; Eutetramitea; Acrasida; Naegleriidae
Exons: 1
Coding region: 1-1317 (438 amino acids)
Molecular function (GO): histone deacetylase activity
Source: RefSeq, a predicted model, not a curated record